AUGCCCAUGUUCAGUCUGGUCGCCUGGGCAGGUUCGCAGGGAAGCGGCGAAGUCACGAGCCUGGCACCAGGCGUGGAGGGCGAGUUCCAGCUGGAUCUGCUUGUGGCGGCGCUCAGCUGGACCUCCCAGGGGCGCAGGGGGGCGGCGAAAGUUGUGCGCCUGGCAGCACCCAUGGAAAGCGAGGCCCCAUUGGUGUUGCAGGUGGCGGUGCGCAGGAACGGGGAGCAAGAGAAGAGGGAAGUUGAUAGGGAGAUGGAGGAGGUGGAGCUGGAGGAGAUGGAGGAGAUGGAGGCGUCCAAGGAUGCCGAGCCAGCUGCUGCCAAGGGAUCCCGAGGUCAGGGGCUGCCAGAGGUGUGCCAAGGCCUGCAAAAGUUCGGAGAUUCCGAGUUCGUGGGCGCGGACACCACCAACUCGCUGGUGAACGCGUUCCACCGCAUGGACGAGCUGCUUGUCAGCCCCGACAGCCAGCAGGAGCUGGUCGCCCUGUCCAACGGCGCUUCCACGGUCUGGGGGCAGCGGCAGGUCCAGCCCGAGAACGUGGGUUGCACGGCGGUGGUCUGCUGCGUGCGCCCAGACACCUACAUCGUGGCCAAUGCCGGGGAUAGCCGGGCUGUGCUCUGCCGGAGGGGCAAGGCCAUCGACCUGUCGGAGGACCACAAGCCCAACCUCCCGACGGAGAGGUCCCGGAUCGAGAAGGCCGGCGGCUUCAUCACCGAGAAGGACGUCGGCCUGCCCAGCCCGGUCUACCGCGUGAACGGGGACCUGACCUGUUCGCGCGCCAUCGGCGACCUGCGCCACAAGAGGAACACGAGCGCGGCGCCGCAGGACCAGGUCGUCAUCAGCACGCCAGACGUCCGCGUCGUCCGCCGCGAGCCCGGCGACGAGUUCGCCGUGCUCGCCUGCGACGGCAUAUGGGACGUGCUCAGCAGCCAGCAAGUCAUCGACUUGUUGCGGCCGCAGGUCGCCGCCAUCCGCGAGGGCAAGAUGCGGGCGUCCGCCGUCGUGGAAGGUCUGCUGGACUAUUGCCUGACGCCGGACCCAGCGAAGACGAGGGGUAUUGGUUCGGACAACAUGACCGUUGUCUUGGUCACCUUCCUUGGGGGAGGCCAGCACGCUCCGGAGGGCGGCGCGCCGGCGCCGGGCAGCUCGCUGUGCAGCCCUGGCCUGGGCAGCCUGUGCACGUAG
This is a messenger RNA of Prorocentrum cordatum, 1185 nucleotides long. The record is from the annotation of a GenBank genome assembly. NCBI's taxonomy places the organism in Eukaryota, Dinophyceae, Prorocentrales, Prorocentraceae.